Messenger RNA from Trichomonas vaginalis G3, 636 nucleotides. RefSeq lists its product as uncharacterized. NCBI's taxonomy places the organism in Eukaryota, Parabasalia, Trichomonadida, Trichomonadidae. The coding region runs from base 1 to 636 and encodes 211 amino acids. The transcript has a single exon. The record is from RefSeq and is a predicted model, not a curated record.
AUGACAAACUUAGAAAACAUCUGUGGCAAGUUUAACUCCUCAAUAGAGAAUAUGAAACUUAUAGUUUGCAAUGAACUUCAAAGUAUAGAUACAACAAAAGUUUUGAACUCAGAUGCUUUGAAGAGUCUUAUAACAGACAAAGUUGGAGUUGUUGAAAGAAAGUAUAAAGACCAAAGAGUUUGUGAAAAUGUUGCAAACUUCAUUAUGGUUUCAAACAAUGCUGUUCCGAUGAAGUUAGAAAGUUCUGACAGAAGAUAUGUAGUUGUCAGAACGUCAGAUUCUCAUAUGCAAGAUACAGAAUAUUUUGACGACUUAGCAGAAACUUUGACAUCUGACUUUUACAACCACUUGUUCUCAUAUUUCAUGACAUUAGAUAUUUCUAAGUUCAAUCCAAGACAAAUUCCACAUACCGAAGAGAGACAAACAUUGUUAGAAGCAAACAAGAGUGUAUAUGAACUGUUCAUAGAUGAAACUGACUUUGUGUCAUUAGAUGAAAAGUCUUUAUAUGAUGAAUAUAAACAAUAUUGUCAAGAAUAUGGUUAUAUGGCAGCUUCUAAACGAACAUUCUUGGCAAAUGUCAAAAGUCUUUUAGAUGUUCAGAAUGGUGUAUAUACAAAGAAAAAUUUUUCUGAGUAA